Molecule: messenger RNA, 3078 nt
Organism: Rana temporaria (common frog)
Lineage: Eukaryota; Metazoa; Chordata; Amphibia; Anura; Ranidae
Exons: 2
Coding region: 1214-2404 (396 amino acids)
Source: RefSeq, a predicted model, not a curated record
GUGUACAUUAAACACACGUUUUUUUAUUCACGAAUCUGUCUCACGAUCGAUUUAAUAGCAGUAAGUGUGCUAUUUAAAUACAAGCCAAGUUAUCAACUUUAUUUCAUUGGCUAAGCCAGCCAGGCUUUGAACGAUUUUCAAAUUUUAUACCACUUUCUCAAAGUGCUAUCGGAGAGAAGUAGAGUAUUGAGUAAUUUUUGAAACGUUUGACGAGAACCUAGAAGUCAACAAUCAGCCAGUCGCUCAUUUUGUCGCAGUUUUUUUACAACUGUCCCUUAUAUCGAAAGGGGGAACAUGUUAGUACUGAGAGAAACUACGGAAAGAGUUUGACGAGAGCCUAGAAGUAUCGAUUUAUCGUGAAUGACCUGGAGAUUCGUAGAACACGGAAGACUUCUUAUUCGGAAUGAUUUUUACAAAAAUUGAUCAAAGAAGGAAAGAUGACUACAAAAGAGAUGAAAAAUCUUAAAGAAAGAAAGUUGAUCAUCAUCGUCAUCGUCACAGGAUUCAUUUUUUCUCUAUUGACAUUUUUAUCAGUGGUAAAAUAUAUCACAAACUGUUCCAGCCAUGUAGAGGUUAACAGGAUUGACAAUUUUCUCAAAGACAUUACAGUAUUAAGAAGCAAAAGAAAUAUGGACAAUGAUAUUAAUGUAGAUAACAAAUUGGAUAGGUUUAGAUAUACCAAUGUCAAUACAGCUGAUGAUUUGAUUGGGUAUAUAGCUGUGGGACAGGGAUAUGAGCAUUGUAUGGAAUUAUAUUUCAUUCAUAGUAAUGAGGUGGAAAUCGAAGUUAAAAUAGAGUCUAAAACCAAUUUUGUUAAAAUGCAAGGAUUUUAUAGGGUUAAUAAUUUAACCAAGAUUUUUGAAUGUAAUAUACUGAAAAGAGCUUUUUGGACAUUAUUUGUAAAAGGUAAUGAUUCAACAAUUUGGUCUGGAGAUGUCAAUAAUGAUGUGAUAAGCUCUGGGAAAAUAUUUUAUCCAGUAGACCAGUAUUAUUAUCUUUUCAAAGUUUUGUACAAAUAUUAAAUCCAAAACAUUUAAAAAUAAUUGGAGAUAAAAAGGGAGACAUUGUAAGAAAAUGGGAUUUUAGAGUGAUAAGGAAGUUUGCUCAAUUACGAGUCAAAAUUAGCAUUACUGUGGUAGAUAUUAUUGUUCCAGAGAUAAAAGUGUCACCACAGUCUUUAAAAGUCAUUGAAGGUGAAGAUGGAUUGAAUUUGAUGUGUAGUACUCAGAUAUAUUUACCUCAAAAUUCAUUGUUAACUUGGAAAAGAAAUGGUGAAUUUCUGGGUAGUUUUUUCCACAGUACAACUAAUAUAAUUCACAAAGGAAUUUUUGGUAAUGUGAAUUGGAUCAAUGAUAAAUUUAUUUAUCAUCAAUCAGGUGUAUCUUUAAAUGAUACUGGUAUAUAUGAGUGCUGCAUAUUAAUAGAAGGCUAUCCCUUGAAAUGUGCUAAUGCAAGUAUAAUUGUCAUGUCCCCAGGGAAAACUCCAUGUGUUGGUAAAAACAGUGUUUUUACUAAUCCCUUCCAGAUUAACCAUUUACAAUCCAGAGCUCUAUUGAGAGAGGGAACAUUCGUCAUUAUAUUGUGGAAUUUUAAUAUUUCAGAAUGGAAAAUUUCUACAAGGUUUCCACAAUGUCAAAGACAUUUGGUUAAUAUGGAAUUGGGUAUUGAAAGAUGGUUUGGAAUCAAUAGUCAUAACAGAAAUAGACGUGGUAUUGUCGAAGGAGCCCUAGGGGGCAUAGGUAUAAUUGGCAGCAUUGCAAAUAGUAUGGAUAUUAACACGUUAAAAUCUGAUCUUGAGUCAGCAGGUUUAGUGGGAAGUAAAGGUUUUAAGAUCCAAAGAAACUUAAAUCAGAUAUUAGAAGAUAUGGUUAUUAAAACAGCCAAUGUAAUGGGUCCAUCCAUACUACAUCUUCAGAAUAUUACUCUCAAUUUAAUGACUAGUGAAGAACAUUCACAUAUUGCCAGAUUAUGUUUAGAAAUUCAAACAGAAUAUUCCACUAAUUUUAAAAUAAUUGCACAAGCUUUUCAGAGUGGAGUUACCCCUCUUGGUAUAUUGCAGAAUUUACCCAGAGAAUAUGCAUAUGCAAGAAAUCAUACUGAUUUAUGGGUAAAUAAAUGGUUAGGAUGUAGUCAGGAUGUAUGUUACAGUUCUUCUAUGAUUCCUAUAGCAGGGAGAGAACAAAUUUUGGUUCCAAUUACUGUUUUGGGAUUACCAAUUAGUGAUACUCAAUUAUUAUUUUAUAAAUUGCAGUAUACAGAUUUUGCGCUUAACAAGGAUAAUUUGGAAUUAGAACAAUUAGAUUUGUCAUCAUGUUUACAAUUUCAGUCUAAAGUUAUUUGUUUACCUAAUCAAGAUAAAAGGAUAUUUCAUUCUUGUUAUCAUAAUCAUAAUGGCUCUAGCUAAAGAAUUCAGGAAUGCAGAGAUAUCGUUUAAACAUGAGCAAGGGAAUUUGCAAGAGGUAGUUCAUCAAUGGUCCACUUUAACAGGUUCCAGCUGGUGGCAUCAAUUUAAAAAUAGUAUAUCUAUUUGGGGAAAAACUUCAAUUACUUCCGCAGCAGGAAAUAUUUUAUCACAUCCUAUAGUUAUUAUUUUUAUUAUUAUUAUGUUAUGCAUUAUAUAUCAAUUAUUUUUAAUGUUUAGAAUGAAAAAACUGUAUAAGAAAAUCAGAAAUGAAAUCAAGAAAGGUGACGAUAUGUUGCAAAAUAAGCUUAAAAGGAGAUUAGGUUUUGGAGUUGCAAACUCGAUGACAGGUGACAAUGCAUUUGGAGUUAUUAGAUCAAAGUCAGAGUGUUUGUGACAUAAAUGGGUGUAUAAAUGAUUAGGAAAUAUGGUCAUUAUUCAUAUUUCAGAGGGGAAUGUUAUAUUCUAAAAUCCCUUCCGGAAGGAUUUUAUAAAGAAUAUAUAUAUUCUUGUUAAUAUGAAUGAAUGUGAGACUGUUUGAGCUAUUAAUUUUCUUGUGUAAUUCGCUGAAAUCGAGAUUUGAAACUCCAAAAACGUAUAAGUUUGAAUAUGAAAUAUAUAUAUAUGUUCAUUUGAAAUGUUUAAUGUUUUAAGUAAAGAAUUGUAUUUGAUUGGAA